Caenorhabditis elegans is the source of this 657-nucleotide messenger RNA. RefSeq lists its product as uncharacterized. The transcript is spliced from 3 exons. Lineage: Eukaryota; Metazoa; Nematoda; Chromadorea; Rhabditida; Rhabditidae. Bases 37 to 519 code for a protein of 160 amino acids. The record is from RefSeq and is marked reviewed.
AGAUGACAGAUUUCUACACCAUCACCUACUUCAAAAAUGAUCAGCCAACCACUUUUAAGCUUUAGAUGCUUAUUGAUUUUUGUUUCCGGCCUCGUCUCAGUGGCAAUAUCUCAAUCUAUAACAGAGAAAACACCUUCCCUUAAUGAAAUCAAAAACUUGAAAAACACCGAACUUGAUGAAAUAUUCGGUGCAACGAUGAGCAAAACCCCGCCCCCAGACCUUCCAGAUAUGGGACCAAUCGGAUCAUCUGGUCCCGAUCCAAUUGGUAGAUUCAAUCGAGUUCCACCUGGUCCACGUGAACUUCCAAUUAAUCAUGGGCAUGCUUUGAGCCCCCAACCGAAUCCCGGACAGUCUGGUGGAGAGUUUCAAAGUCUCGCUGCUCAGGGAGCUAAUGUUUUUGCAACUGGUGCAACAGCUUUUUAUAGAGGUGCUGCAACAGUUGGAGAAGCAUUCGGCAUUCCAACUGGCAACUACCAAGUUCCGCUUUUUAAUCAAGCCGCUUCAUUAUUUGGAAAAUAAAUUUACAAAUUACUUUACUCUGAUAUUGUUUUGUUUGUAAAUAUCGUUUCAUAAAACGUUUCUUUUUUUGAAAACCUUUUUCAAUGACCAGCCUUUAGUUGACAGCUGUUCAAAAAUAGGGACCAAGAUCCCCAGUAU